AUGAAACAGUAUUCGGUAAGUCACAUGCUUUCAGAGAGACAUGACAAUAACUCAAUAUACCACUGGCUUAUAGAGUGGAUUCGGGAUGGAGCGCCUUGUCCAAAACAAGUUGUAACUGAUAUGUCUUUAGCACUGAUGACGGCUGUAGUGAGGGCGUUUACACAAUACAAUAAUUUGAAGAGUUAUAUGUGUGCAUGUUUCAAAUUAUUAAUGAACACUGAAGUAGAUUUGCCAACAUGUUUGAUUAGAUGUGAUGUUGCUCAUGUAAUAAAACUUGUGACAACUUGGAAGCCUCUUCAGUUAGUUGACAAACGAGUGAAAGACUUUCUAAUCCGCUCCAUAGCACAAAUGGUACUAUCGGACGAUUUAGAUGAUAUGAAACAACUUUUAGAAAGUUUCUUUUGUCUGAUUUACAGUAAGACUGAUGGUCGUUUAGAAAAUGGGUUUGCAACAGCUAGUGAAAAUGGACGACAAUUUCUUCGGCGUAGAAUUGCCACAAUAAUAGCUGAACAAUAUUUUAUUGAUAUUAAUGAAGAAAGUGUAAACGAGCAACAUUUUGAAGAUCUUACUACACUUACUGACGUAGAUAAUCCAUUUCACGAAAUGACACAAAAAAUCUCCAUUCAAUGUCAAAAUCAAGUGGAUCAGGAAGUUGGAGAUCAUGAUAAUAUGUAUUUUUUACCAGCUGUUGCACCACUGGUAAUUAAUUUAUGUACAUAUAUUCCUUUGUGGUCUGGUGUUAUGUUUUCAUCAUUUAAAUAUGGUGAUAUCCCUCCAUCAAGUGCACCGAUUGAAAGCCAAUUCAAUGAUUUGAAAAACAGGGUCCUGAAACAUGUGAACAACAUGCCAAUGCGUAUUGACGAUUUUGUAAAAGUACAUAUCCAAUCACUUGACGGUACAAUGAAGCUAACAAAUGCAAGCAUGAAUACACAACUAUGCCAAAACCAUUCACCAUUAACUCACAAUAAAAAAGUACAAGAAAAAUCUCAAAAAACACUCCUAACAUCAAAACAGAGUGAAAUAGUACACCCAGAUAUCAAUUCUUCACAGAAUACAACCCAAGUUAACACAUAUUACGAGGAUGACAAUUUUACAGCAACAAGCAUUACAACAUCUAACCAGGACGAUAUGUAUAUUCAAGAACCCGCAAAAAUCAUUAAUAACGAACCUAAAAAUAAUAAAGCUUCAUUAUACGAUACACCAAACGUAGAAAAUGACGCAGACAUACUCAGAAUAAACGACGACUUAAGUAACCUUGAUGAUAUUUUAAAUUCAAAUGGACCAUUAUUAAAUAAUAUUAACAAAACUACAGACAAAUCGGAUAAGUCAACUGUUAUUAUUAUUCAUGACUUACACGCAAUUCCUUUGAUAGAGAAUGAAGAUGUCGGCGAAGAAAAUUGGGGAAAUAUUUUAAUGAAUCCUAAGAAAAAAAAAACCUAUUUAUUUAACACCAAAUCGUGA
Messenger RNA from Macrosiphum euphorbiae (potato aphid), 1461 nucleotides. NCBI's taxonomy places the organism in Eukaryota, Metazoa, Arthropoda, Insecta, Hemiptera, Aphididae. The record is from the annotation of a GenBank genome assembly.